AUGGCUGAUAAUUCUGUUCUUUUUAAGGGUUCUCCUCUACACCAAUACUUGGAAGGAAUCGAACAUGGUCAGCAACUUGACGUGGAGCCACGCUCAUUAAGUAACCAGUCGAAGGUACAAGAAAAACAACAUUCUAGAUUGGCCGUUAUUUAUUAUUAUAUCAAACUACUGUGGCUGGCACUACGGCAUGAAAGCACCAAAAGACAGCAACAGUUACAUAAUAAAUUGAUAGAAAAUGGUAAAUACACUUGCAUAGAACUACUACUUAAUAAUGAUGUUCUACUGGAGGAAGAUGAAGAUAUUGUUAGGCAAAUAAACUCAAACAUAUUUGAUAAUUUAUAUCUCAAAUGGAAUAAGGUGAAAUGGAAUCAAGAAAUUGAGAAGGAAUCUAUAAAGAUUAGGCAAGUACUCUGCGUCUUGAAACCUUACCUCAGAAAGCAUUUUAGCCUUGAAAUUAGCAAAGCUCUUACCUGUGCAAUUGCGUUAUACUUUAAAAGCUCCUUAUUUUUUGGAACCUUAGCAAUCCUGUCCUUAUCGACAUUUGCCUUUCUUGUCCUGGGCUACUUUAUCUAUCGGUUGCUAUGGCAGGAAAAAUAUACUAAAGUGGCGCAAGACCAAGAUUUCACCACCUUAGAGAGUGCUAUCAAAACUAUCGAAAAUUAUAUCGCAUGCAGAUCAUUAUUGUCACGCAUCGAAUGCGCUAUUGAAAUGAAAAAUAUUUUGCUUUACAGACUAGGUGAUACUAUACCACCUAUAACCCGAAUUGAACUAAAAUCCGAUCGACGCCAGUGUAACCAUCUGCGUCAAACUCUGUUUAUGAUAUCUUUAAAACAGAUUAUUGCUAUUCAAGAGGCAACUAAUACUAUUGUAAAAAGAUAUGGACUUGGAGCGAAACUGAAUAAUCUCGACAUUUGCUGUCCUAUACCUUUAUGUGAAUUGGGAAUAGUGAAAUCUGCUCAGGCAAUGAGAUCUCUCUGCUAUAAGCAGUUUUCAGAAUUCUUUUGUUGUUUGAUACAAGCCUGUAUAGUGUCAGACACUGCUCUACGUCAAAUCUUUGCCUGGCGUAUUAUUCAUGAGUUGGUUGAUAGCAUAAAAACCUCAUGCAAAGAUCUGGCCGACUCUAUGGAAACACAAAAAUUAGCCUUCAGUGCUGCCAAAAAUAGAUUGUCAAGCAAUUAUAGUAGCGACAACCAAAGCAACACGGCACAAAGUCAGUUAAGCCAAUCAAUUAGGAACUUUCGUCUUCAUCUUUUGGCUACUAUUAACAGAUUAGAGCUGUUUGAAAAGUGUGUAAAGGCUUUUGAUGAUAAUAAGGAGCAAAUUAAUUCAGAUAAUUCCGCAACGGAAGGUCUGUAUAAUCAAAUCACUAUGGAUAUAAAUUCAGCACGCGAUUGCUGGAGUUUUGCUAAAACUACAGUAAUGAAAAUUCUAAACAAACCGAUCGAAGACCCAGAAUCAAGAAGCCAACAAGAUGGUAACGAAGAAACAGAAGGUAAGCUUAAAAUAGACAGAAUAUAUAAGUAUAUGAAUUCUAUAGUGGAAAUCCCAACGGGACUCUCUUCAAUUAAUACUAUCAUUGCGGAAGAAAACGAAGACAAGGUUUACGAAGCUUACAUAACGAAGAAAGAUAUGGUGUCUUUGCUAGAAGGGAUUGAUAAUUCUGUUGAGGAUGUACAAAAAGAACAAAUAUCGAAUACGGCAUUAAUGAAUGAGCUGCAAAAUGUUUUAAGAGACCGAGUUGCUGAAAAAAAUUCUCCAGCGUAUGCUGUUACUGAGAAGGUUAAACGAGACUUCAUUCCUGCCACAGAAAACAAACACUCUUAUAAUAAUGAACGAGACAGAUGUUUGGUUAAUAUCUUUUCUGGUACCGCAUCAAGUGACGAUUUAUUAACAAAUUCUAAAUUGAUAUCAUCUAUAAAUGCUAUCCAUGAUGGCGGUGCAUUUACGAUCAAACAAGACAUCAUUGGGGACGAAUCGGAUGACGAAACAAACUCUACGGAUUAA
Molecule: messenger RNA, 2004 nt
Organism: Trichoplax adhaerens
Lineage: Eukaryota; Metazoa; Placozoa; Uniplacotomia; Trichoplacea; Trichoplacidae
Exons: 19
Coding region: 1-2004 (667 amino acids)
Biological process (GO): cell-cell adhesion
Cellular component (GO): plasma membrane
Source: RefSeq, a predicted model, not a curated record